AUGCCCAGCAAGGUUGUGGCUACCAUCAACUCGACCGGAAGGCAAGCAGCUUCCUUCAUUCGAGCCGCUGCCGCCGUGGGAUGGCACGUCAAAGCGCAAAUCCGGAACCGAGAAGGGCUGGUGUACGACGAGCUGUCCGAACUCCCCAAUGUCGAGUUCAUAGAAGGUGACCUUGCCGGUCCGCAGCGAAAGCAGAUACUCGACAAUCUGUUCUCGGGCGCCAAGAUCGCCUUUGUCAACACCACGCACUGGGGAGAUGAAGUCGCCAUCGGCAAGGCCUGCGCGGACGCUGCCAAGCGAGCAGGCAUCGUCCAUUAUGUAUACUCGAGCAUGCCGGAUCAUUCUACCUUUGGCAAGAAUUGGAGGGCUCUACCGAUGUGGUCGUCGAAGUUCGCCAUCGAGAACUACGUCCGACAGAUAGGCAUUCCUGCCACCUUUACUUAUACCGGCAUCUACAACAACAACUUUACAUCCCUACCAUUCCCCUUGUUCCAGAUGGAGCUGCAGGAUGAUGGAAGCUUCGUGUGGCAAGCGCCCUUCCACCCUGACGACCCUCUGCCGUGGCUGGAUGCCGAACACGAUGUUGGUCCUGCACUACUGGCGAUCUUCAAGAAGGGUCCGAAUCACUGGAAAGGGCAGAGGGUAACCCUCGCCUUCGAGAAGCUAACCCCCGUCCAAUGCUGCGCCCGCUUCUCCAAAGGCCUGGGCCGACCAGUCGAAUACGUCCACGGACCCAUCCACGUCUCCGUCUCCAUCCCAUCAGGCUACCGAGAACAUCUCGAGAUCCUCCAAGAUACCCUCGGCAACAAGCGCGCGCCCUACUUCGGCCCCGACCUCGAGUACCCACGCGAGGGCCGGAGCAUCUGGGAAGGCUGGCGCGGCAUCGAGGAGUACGCGCGCGAGGUCUUUCCUAUUGAGGAGUACAACAACGGACUCCGAUGGAUGGAGGAAGGGACGGAGGGUGGGAUGGCGACGCCAAGUGAGAGUAGCAGCACGAGGCCCACCACACCUGCUGGGCAGCCCAUGCAGCACAUGGCGCUCUCGGGCGCCUACACGCCACGCUCGCAUCCUGAAGGCAUGGAUGGGGAUAUGUUCGUUGGGAGUGUGUGA
Saxophila tyrrhenica is the source of this 1110-nucleotide messenger RNA. RefSeq lists its product as uncharacterized. Gene Ontology annotation, cellular component: nucleus. The coding region runs from base 1 to 1110 and encodes 369 amino acids. The record is from RefSeq and is a predicted model, not a curated record. Lineage: Eukaryota; Fungi; Ascomycota; Dothideomycetes; Mycosphaerellales; Extremaceae. The transcript is spliced from 3 exons.